AUGAUAGAGCUGGAGACCUAGAAGAAAUACUUCAUUGGUGGGGCUGGAAAGCCCACAGGGACUCUGCAGCUUCAAUGUGAGCAUCUCCUGCAGUCAGUGCCUGCCUUCUGCUGGGCCACGUAACAGCCAGACCUGUGCUGGAGCACAGCUUCCCCUGCCUGUCUGCUGUGAGCUGUGGCAGUACGUUUCGUGUUAGAAGUAGACAUUUAGAGCAAUGUAAUUAAUUCUGCUGCUGUUUAGAGAAGAAGCAUAGCAUCCUGUUUAGUUUACCCUGAAAUCUGGGCUAGCUGCUGCUUUUGAACCAGUUACUAAAGGGUUUCUGCCUUUCUCUGGUUCUCUGCCAGCAGCCUGCACUGCAUCUUUUGGAAGCAAAGCUGCUGCUCCUUUCCCUUCUGCAAGCAGAACACUUACUGGUAGCCUUGCACUGGAAGUCUUCAUUCAUCCCUGUCUGUAGUGUGUCGGUAUUUUGAGCUCUUGCAUCCUUCCUUGGUAGAUUGAGACAGUUUGACUAACCUAAGUCAGAAAUCUGUUGCUGAUAAGCCUUUUUCAGCUUUAUUGCUUAAAGGUCUGUGACUGGAGCACAAGGAAGAGGGAAGGAAACUGUUCAGCUGAAAGCAAUUGCAACAGGAGUGUAGCAACAGAUGAAAGAAGCAGCUGUGUGAAGUUCUAUCCUUGUGGAGGUGAGGCCUCGUAAAGGAAAAGCUGCUGAAGAUCAUGUGGAAGCUGAGAUGUUAAUGAUACAGAGAUUGAUCUAAAAUCUUGUGGUGGUGGGCAAAAUAGGUUAUUCCUAAGGAAAAGGUGACAGUCAGGAACCUGGCAUUGAGAGGUGUGAUGCUUAAACACUGUGUUCAUUGACUGCAAGGAGCUGUAAAAUAGGCCAUUUCAGCUCCUCCUUCUGAACAGAGAGUUGGAAGGACAGUGUGUGAGGCGUUCACAUAGCUUUGUGCUGAGCACUGAGGUGAAAAGAGUUGAAGUUCAGGGGGCAUCAUGCAAUUUGGUGUCUUGCAGUGAGGAGAGAGGGAACUGGCUCUAAACAUGGCAAGCUCCUCUACUAGGAAUAGAGUGUGCUUCUGGCUUUGUUUCCCUUAAUUGGAAUGGAACUGUGCAAGUUAUAAUUACUCUGGAAAAGCCACUCUCACAAAAGCAGUGGGAUCUUCAAGGAUCAGAAAAAAAUUGAGGCUGACACAUUGAGGUUGUUUUGGGGGAGCUGGAGCAUUGCUGUGUGCCUGGCUCAGCACUGGUACCUGGUGAGCGUUCGCAAGGGUGGAAUCGAAAUUUUCUGAUUGUUUUGCUUUGACUAAAGAUGGGUGAAGUAAAAUGUUUAUGUUACAUCACUGCCAACCAUCUGGAAUAAAUCUAAUGUAGUCUGUCCAUAAAGCAGAGCUGGAAUGCUUCAUGAAUCUGUAAGUGAUUUGUAGUGUGUUUGGCUUUAGUGAGAAAAAGUUUUGGUUCUUUACAUCUUCUAUUAGAGAGCACAACCUCCUGUUGUGUGUUCAGACGUUCAUAGCAGUACCUGACAGAACUUACCUAGUAGUCGCUGAGUGCACAAUGUGCAGCAAGGCCCUACAUUUUUAUGCAACAAUGAGGUAAAGUUCUAUUACUCGUUCCCAGCUUUCUUGUUUAAGAUUGCAGUAAGGUUUAUCUUUCAGCUGAGAGGGAUUUCUGUUUUGCAGCUGUCUUUUUUUUCCUUCUCCUUCUUGCUGUCAUUGUCUAAAAUGUAACUUGCAAUCAUCUAAAGCGGCUGGGUAUUUGCAAAAGAAGACUUCAAAAGCGUACAGACACUUAAGCUGUAAAUCAAGUUGAAUGAUGCAUUAGAGGAAGCUGAGCUGGCUGUACGGAGAUUUCACGCUGAAGGAUGAAUAGUGAAGAAGAGUUCUAUGAUGCCGUUACGGGCUUUGAUUCUGACAAUUCUUCAGGAGAGUUUUCAGAAGCAAAUCAUAAAGUUGCAGAAAUGCUUGAUCUAGAUCCACACCAAAGCAAUAGGACCGGAAAGCAUAAUGGAGAGACAGAGAUUCAAGAAAAUGGAAUUAAGAGACACAGAACAUCAUUACCUGCCCCAAUGUUUUCUAGAAGUGAUUUUAGUGUGUGGAGCAUAUUAAAAAAAUGCAUUGGACUGGAGUUGUCUAAGAUUACAAUGCCCAUUGUCUUCAACGAGCCAUUGAGUUUCCUCCAACGGAUAACUGAAUACAUGGAACACAUAUACCUCAUUAAUAAGGCUUGUAGUCAUGCAGACCCCUUGGAAAGAAUGCAGGCUGUAGCUGCUUUUGCAGUUUCUGCUGUAGCUUCUCAGUGGGAGAGAACUGGCAAACCAUUUAACCCCCUGUUAGGAGAAACCUAUGAAUUAACAAGGGAGGAUUUAGGAUUUAGGUUUAUAUCUGAGCAAGUCAGCCACCACCCACCUAUUAGUGCAUUUUAUUCUGAAGGCCUCAAUAAGGACUUUAUUUUUCACGGAUCAAUCUACCCCAAAUUAAAAUUCUGGGGAAAGAGUAUAGAAGCGGAGCCACGGGGGACGAUUACUUUGGAGCUUCUAAAACAUAGUGAAGCUUACACAUGGACAAAUCCAACCUGUUGUGUACAUAAUGUAAUUAUUGGUAAACUGUGGCUAGAACAAUACGGAACGGUAGAAAUCGUGAAUCACAGUACUGGAGAUAAAUGUGUUCUUAAUUUUAAACCGUGUGGGCUGUUUGGAAAAGAGCUUCACAGAGUAGAGGGAUACAUCCAGGACAAAAACAGAAAGAAGCUGUGUGUCAUCUAUGGCAAGUGGACAGAAUGCUUGUGGUGCACUGAUCCCACUACGUAUGAGACUUACAAAAAGAAUGAGAAGAGAGGUGGUGAGCAAAAGAAAUUAAAGCCGAGUGAGGAUGUUAUAAAAUCAGAAAACGAUGAGGCUGACGAUAUGCCAGAAGUUCAAGACACCGUGCAGUUUAUACCAGGCAGUAAAUUGCUUUGGAGAAUAAAUUGUAGACCACCCAACUCAUCACAGAUGUACAAUUUCACCAGUUUUGCUGUGAGUCUCAAUGAGCUAGAGAAGGGCAUGGAAGCAAUAUUAGCUCCCACUGACUGUCGGCUACGUCCGGAUAUCAGAAACAUGGAAAAUGGAAACAUGGAUGUGGCUAGUAAAGAAAAAGAGAGACUAGAGGAGAAACAAAGAGCUGCUCGCAAGGAGCGUGCGAAAGACGAAGUGGAGUGGCAGACAAGGUGGUUUCAUCAAGGCACUAACCCAUACACUGGGACUUCAGAUUGGCUGUACUCAGGUGGCUAUUUUGAUAGAAAUUUCUCAGACUGUCCGGAUAUAUAUUGAAAUAAUGGAACCAAUAGCUCAUCUCAUCUGGACAUCUAGUUACUAGAUUUCAUUGUAAGCCAGUUAGUCUGGUUUUGUGAAUAACAAAAUUCAGCUUUUCUAAGUAAAUCCUAACAAAACAUCUAUCAGUCAACAAUCAAGGAUUUAAUGAUCACUAAUGUUGGAUUGCCAAAUAUUUAAACACUGUUGGAUUCUUUUCAUAAAGCUACAUCUGAAAUCAUCAUAUUUUCACUAAUUUUUAAAGGGACUUUUGGAUCUCCAUUUUUUUUCCUAGUUUUUGUCAGGAAGGUAUGCUGUAUCUGGUAGAGCUCAUAACAUCCUUGAAAACUAUGUAACUUUAAGAAAAUAGAGAUAAUACCAUCUUAGAGUAGUGAGGAAUCUAAGUUUUCAGAACUUGGAGCAGGGAUGAAAAGUUCAUAAGGUACGAACAUGAUAAAAUCUAGUACUGUGGCUAUUUCCCAUGAAGAGAUGCAUGUGAAACUUUCAUACAGUAUGUAGCACUAUGUGGGGACUGGAGCUCCUGGCCCCUCUCUCUUCAAUAUGAUUCAAUAAUUCAAAGACAUUGAGAAACAAAAAAACAACUUUAGCUUCUCAAACUGUAGUCGUCUGUUACAAAGUCUUCACAAUUUCUGGUCACUGUGAGCAUUAAACUAUAUACCUGUGAUAAAAUUACAUAAAACAUACGUUAAGAGCAAGGUGCAUUAAACAAUGCGUGCUUCUUCUGAAGUCAGAUGCUGCUCUUAAAGUAGGAGAAACUUCAGGAGCAAUUGCAGGAAUGCAGAGGUGGUUACAAUGUAAAAUAUAUUGCUUGCUACCACUUGGAGGCUUAGAUCUUCUGCACUACUUCUGGCAGCUUUGGCACUAAAUAUGCUUCUAGACUAAACUUUUAUUUGGAAGCACUUGGUAUGUAUAUCCACACAGAUCUCAUAUUUCUGGGAUGUUUUUGUUUGCAUGUUUUUCAUUAUUAGGUCAUGUCUGUUUUGUAUGUUGUAAAAGAGCAGAAUCAAUUUCAAGCUGUGGCAUAGUUACCUAUUACAUGUUUUCUGUGAGCAUGUGAUGUCAUAAAAGUGGAAUUUUUUUGUUCCAUAUGGAAACGUCAAAGCCAUAUAAUGGAAAUUGAACUACAGAUCAAUUACUGAACUGAUAUAUUAAUUUUUUUCAAAGUGAUACACUUCUGGUGAGGAGAGAGGAAGGGAGUCUUGAAAAAUUAGGUCUAGUAAUUAAAACUAAUCCUAAGGUGUUUUUUUUUUUUUUUUUAAUGAAAACUUUUGAGUAACUAGGCAAAAAAGGAAAAUGGCUACAUUGCAUUUAGGCUUACAGUGAUUCAGAGAUCACUGGUGCUAACCAGCGUGACACCUUGAGGAAUUUGUGGAAGAAUUGAUCCAACUGAUGCCUAAACACAUUCAUGGUUUCCUCUGAAGAGCAGAUUGUGCUUCUAUCCCAGUGAUAGGAUAAAAAGGCAAAAGGUUAACAUACUCAUGGAGAAAUGUUUUUGUAUCAAAUUAUGCAUCACAUGAUUGGACUAACUUUAAUUUGGGGGAUUUAGUUGUCGUCUUCAUUGGAAAACUGAGACAAAUGGUUAAAAUUCAGUAAAAAGGCCUAACCUGAAAUGUGCUCAUGGCAACGUUAAUCUGUUGCCAGAAAUCAUACUUUGCUGAUUUUCUUUACACACAAACUAAAUGUGGUAGUAUGGCUCAGAGAACAAAUUUAUAUUUUGUUUCUAAUAAACAUUCAGAUGCUUGACUUUUAAAAAGACCUUGCUGAUCAGUAUGGGAUAGCAUAAAAAUACUUCUGAGUCUUUUUGUAAAAAUCAACUUGAAUUACUGUUCCAGGCACUGGAAUGUUCCUUGCAUAUUUUCUGCUGUGGAACCAUCUUGUUGGAUGAGGAUUGAAAAGAUUCACAGGCUAAGCCAGUUUAACAUCUCACAGGAGAUUAAAACUUGCUUAAGCUAAAUUAUACAUUUAAGGUUGGAGUCAAGUGCUCUUUAAAAGCAUAUGAAUAGAAUGGAAAAAAUGCAGAGUAAUUGGUAAAUAUUCAGUAUUUAAGAAGGAAUGGACAGGUUAGCAUCUCUCUUCUCUUGAAUUAGAAUUUUAAUUUAAACACCCUUUUCAUUAUGCAAAAACAGAAUUAUACCAUGUUUGUUUGAAACUUAUGUUUAGGAAUUUCAUGUAAUUUAAAAAUAAAUUGGCAAGUUUUCUAAAAUGAGAGUUACAUCUUUAGCCCAUUCUCCCUUCUCUUUAGUGUAAUGUUUUUAGGGAAAUCUCGAAUGGGCUCCGACUCUGUUCUUUUAAUUUAUUAUUCUUCACUGAAAACAUUUACAAAAUAUUUUCUCAUUGCUGCUGAAAAGUCUCUGCCUGGCGAGCCACGGGGUGCCCGACGGCACAUUGUGAUCGCUCUGAAAGUGAAAAAAAAUAUAUUUUAAAUGCAGAUCUCGCCUCAGUAGUUUACAUGUCAAAACAUUAACUUUGCACCUUUUAAAAGAAUGUCACUUUUAUAACUUGAUUAAGCACUGUAUAUAAGAUAACUGUGUUAGUAUAUGUUAAUACUGUAGAGAAACCAUCUAGAAAGAAAAUUAUAAUAAAUGCUUAAUUCCCUUUGGGCCUCUAGGUGGUGAGAGAGGUUUGUGUACAGGGAGGUAAGGGCAGCUGUGUGAGGACACGGGUGGAGAUGGCCAGGUCACUUACGGUCACCACGAUGUUUGUUGUGCAAAAAGUGAUUUAAAUCUGAGCUCUGAGUGCUGGGGGGGGGAAGGGAGGGCCGUAAGGUGAAAGUGAUGCCUUUGUGCAGGGAUGGAGUGGCUGCUGGCAGCUCUGUGGGAGCGCGUUGUGUGGGCACUGGGUGCUUUGUGUGGCGGUGCCUGAGCGCUGGGAGCAGCUGCCUCAGUGGUGCUUGUGGGAUGGCUGGUACCUGAUUGACGAGGACAGGAAUAUGCCCUGAAUUGAUCAGAUUAAAACAAACAAACAAAAAACACCUAAAUUGGCUACAUGUGCAGCUGUGUGAUGACUAAAAAUCGUUUCUCAGUGAAUUGAAACCAAGCGGUGGAAAUGGUUUGGCUGAAGCCCUCCCGGCAUCUCCACAGCUGUCCCCGAAAUGGUCACCAAAGGGUUCAGCGCGGCUCUGCCCUGCGCCAUCUCUGCUCGUGUGGUGCAUCUGAGCGGGAAGGGAGGAAGGGGGGGAAGGCCCGGCCGUUGGAUGAGGGCCGGCCCUGUGGAAGCGCUGAGUGAAAUGCGUUUAUUUUUGUAAUAUUUAAUAACUGUCGAUGCCCGUCUCUAUUAACAACCGUCUUUGGCUUUUUAGAGAAGUCUGUACAGGUCUGCGGACGUCAAUGUUACACUGUAAAGCUGUAAAUCCGAAUAAAGCUCGUUUUGAAGAAGA
Messenger RNA from Phasianus colchicus (ring-necked pheasant), 6677 nucleotides. RefSeq names its product oxysterol binding protein like 2 (gene OSBPL2). The record is from RefSeq and is a predicted model, not a curated record. NCBI's taxonomy places the organism in Eukaryota, Metazoa, Chordata, Aves, Galliformes, Phasianidae. Gene Ontology annotation, molecular function: cholesterol binding. Gene Ontology annotation, cellular component: perinuclear endoplasmic reticulum; plasma membrane; cytosol.